Molecule: messenger RNA, 1982 nt
Organism: Papilio xuthus (Asian swallowtail)
Lineage: Eukaryota; Metazoa; Arthropoda; Insecta; Lepidoptera; Papilionidae
Product: UPF0586 protein C9orf41 homolog
Exons: 8
Coding region: 156-1310 (384 amino acids)
Biological process (GO): carnosine metabolic process
Cellular component (GO): cytosol; nucleus
Molecular function (GO): carnosine N-methyltransferase activity
Source: RefSeq, a predicted model, not a curated record
GUCAACUGUCAAGUCAUCAAAAAGAUGGAACUGAAAAGCGGACUGUCAAACCAUUUCGGCAAAUAUAAUUAAUUUUCCCGUUUUCUGCUCGUUGUUGAAUUGGCUGGUGAAGUAUAUGCUAGUUAGUAGUUUUAGAUAAGAAUAAUAUCAUAAAUAUGUCUUCUCUGUCGGCAAACGAUGAAAUUGAUGAAGCUAAAGAGCGUGAGCAUUUCAAAGCCGUGGUCACCGCUUUUAAAUAUUAUAAGUUAUGCGGCAUUGAAAGGAUCCAUAAAUCCGAGAACAUAAUAUCCAAGCUUCCUCAAAGUCAUCAAAGGCGUUUGGAAAAGUAUCGGGCUUAUCUCUCUAAGUUUAGAAAAUGCCUGGAUGUGAACAAUAAUGUUGUUCAUUUAAUCAUAAAAGAUGUGGACACAAUGUUUGAGAAUGUGGAUCACAGUAAUACCAAUAUAUCUGGUACAAAUGGUACAGAGAGUUUUGGUUGCAAUUAUAAUAACUGUGAGAUAACGUCACAUAAACAACAUAAAAUGCAACAUGAUGUUGAAAAGGUACAGUCAGUGUUAAAAAAUAUAGUGAGGGAUUGGAGUGAGAUGGGUGCAGCUGAACGUAAACAAUGCUAUGGGCCUAUACUAAAUGAACUUGAAGUCAGAUACCCACUUGAGGAGUUCAGUGAUAGAUCACGGAUAAAGGUGUUGGUUCCUGGAGCGGGGCUCGGCCGGUUAGCAUGGGAGGUGGCCAAUAGAGGCUACACAUGCCAAGGAAAUGAGUUCUCAUUGUUCAUGCUGUUUGCAAGUAACUUUGUACUCAACAGAUGUUCCGAUGUGAAUAUGUAUACUGUCUAUCCAUGGCUACAUCAAUAUGUAAACAAUUUAACCUGCGACCAUCAACUUCGUGCUGCUACGUUCCCUGAUGUCAAGCCAUCUACGGACAGACCUAAGUAUAAUUUCUCAAUGACCGCAGGAGAUUUUCUUAAGGUAUAUACUGAAGCGAAUGAGUGGAACUGCGUGGCGUCUUGCUUCUUUAUAGAUUGCGCACCCAAUGUUAUUGAGUUUAUUGAAAGGAUAUACGCUAUCUUGAUGCCAGGAGGUUACUGGAUUAACCUGGGACCUCUACUCUAUCAUUACAGUGAUAUGCCUACAGAAAAUAGUAUAGAGCCGCCAUACGAUAUCCUAUUGGACAUUAUUAGAGAUGUAGGAUUUGAGAUAUUGCAAGAGCGUACCGGGGUGAAGACGAAAUACGCACAAAACCCCAAUUCAAUGAUGCAACAUGAAUAUGACUCUGUUUUCUUUGUUUGCAAGAAGCCUUUUGGUGUUUAAACGUUCUCUAACAGUAUUGCAAGUGUUUGUACCAACAUGCUCUUUAUUAUUAUUGUCAUAAGAUACAAGUCACAUUACAUUGAGAUUUAAGUCUUUUAGUUUACUACGUGUUUAAAUGUUAUAUCAACAGGUGAGAUAUGAAUGCAGUAUUUUGGUUUGUAAGAACAGUUGUACUCAAAUCUUUUUGGGUAUUCCAAAUAUGCCUGUUUAAACUGUUACAAGAUAUUAUAUGUAGGUGCUCCAAUAACGACUAAUCUGUGUGCCAAUUAGAACUGAUUUUUUUGAGGCUCAAAAAGAUUUGUGCGAUGUAUAGAUGUCUUUAAAAAGUGCUCCCAUCUGGGCAUUAAAUAGGCUGUAAUCUUUUUAUACUUUUUAUUUUUUUCUUUUCUACAUUUAUUAAUAUUUGUUUGCUUGUAAACAUUACUCAAAACAUUAAGAAUAGUUACAAAAAGAUUGUAUUUAAGUAUAAUUAAAGUACCCAUAUUAAGAAUGUUAAUCAGUCUGAAUUGGUUAUUUUUGCAGUAAACGUAUUGGUUAAAAAUUCUGUAAAACAGUCAAUCACAUCUGUCGAAAACCACGUGACUAUGCAGAGCCAAUCACAAUCGUCGAUAACCACGUGACGUAUGCAUAGCCAAUCACGUGCGAGUGGCUCUAAUAAAUUGAUUUUUUUUU